Messenger RNA from Vanessa tameamea, 1073 nucleotides. RefSeq lists its product as uncharacterized. The record is from RefSeq and is a predicted model, not a curated record. Lineage: Eukaryota; Metazoa; Arthropoda; Insecta; Lepidoptera; Nymphalidae. The coding region runs from base 203 to 787 and encodes 194 amino acids. The transcript is spliced from 2 exons.
GUCAAUGUCGGAUAUCAAAACUGAUCUUGCGAAAUUAAAAUUAUUCUUGAAUGAAUCUAUGUAUAAUUGUAUAAUGGUGAUAGUUAAUUCGUACCUUAAAUAACGUCACAAACAAACACUUGCCAAAUAAUGCUUAGCAACGUAACGUCGCUACACUCGGCUCAAGUUUAAUUAUAUUGAACUACAUAACCAUUAGAGGAAGAUGGAUAUUAUAGAAAGAAUUUACCACAACCUAAAACGACAAGUUACUGCCUUACCGGUAACAUUUUCGAAGACGGUGGAGACAGUGAAUAAAUCAAUUAACCAAGCGAGAGUACCGCCACUAACAAAAGAAAAUGUAUUAUUUUAUUAUUUACCUAUACAAGGUCUUGUUAGUUACACAACUUUAUCAAUAGGUGUAAUGAACCCUCAUCUCAUGGUAAGGUUAUUUCCUCGGCGAGAUAUAACUGAUGUUUUAUUUCUCUCUGCUGGUGGUGGUGCAGGACUUUGGUUGUGGGCACGUCCACACAUUGCUGCAGCUGCCCCUGCAAGAAGGUUUUCAUGGGCUUUCUUGGGAGGAUGUCUUUGGCCACUUGGUUCUAUUUUCCUAUGGGCUAUUUUAAGAAGCUCAAUUGGUCAAAAACCAGUUCUUGGUACAAUUCUUGGUGUAUCAACUGGGGCGAUGCUUACAAAUAUUGCCUUAGACUACUUUAAUUAUGUUGAGCUUAUGUUUUGUGGGGAAGUUCGUCUGCCUGAAGACACUUACAGUCCUAACAGUGAUGAUGAAAAAUAUGACAUUGAUAUCUAAAUAUAAAAACAAAUUAUGGCUCAUGAAAAAUGCAAGAUUUAGUCGACUUACAGCAAAAUUGGAGUUUCCACUAAAUUAUUCUUGAUAUAAGUAUUACUUUGGAUCUAAAUUAAGUAAAUGUACUGCUAUUGUGAAUGCUGUUUAAAUAUUUUUAUGCUAUAUCAGCCCAUAGAAACCUUAUUAUUAUCUAAAACAAAUAUAAUAAUGGAGAAUGUUUGUGGGAUGUAUUGUUUUAGAAUAUUGUGAUUUUGUGUAUUUAACGGCUUUAUUAAAUUAUUCCCUUUAA